Messenger RNA from Culex quinquefasciatus (southern house mosquito), 334 nucleotides. RefSeq names its product 40S ribosomal protein S20. Lineage: Eukaryota; Metazoa; Arthropoda; Insecta; Diptera; Culicidae. Gene Ontology annotation, molecular function: structural constituent of ribosome. The record is from RefSeq and is a predicted model, not a curated record. Gene Ontology annotation, cellular component: cytosolic small ribosomal subunit; ribosome. Gene Ontology annotation, biological process: translation.
CGUUUACUGCCAUCAAAGUUCCCGUUCGAUUAUCUCGACCAGGACAAGUGAAAAUCCAUGAAAAUCGUGCAAAAUGGCCGCCACUAGAAAGGACAUCGAAAAGGCCGCUACCCUUCACCGGAACCGCGUCACGCUGACCUUGCGCAAUGUCCGCAGCCUGGAGAAGGUGUGCGCUGACCUGAUCAGCGGCGCCAAGAAGCAGAAGCUGCGCGUUAAGGGCCCGGUUCGCAUGCCGACCAAGAUCCUGCGUAUUACGACGCCUUGCGGUGAUGGUUCCAAAGAUCGCUUCCAGGUCAAGGUCACCAUCGCCGACCCUUAAGCUGGAUAGUUCCAC